CCGCCAGAAAGGAAUCGACGGAGAGUCGGAGGGACCCUAAAAGUUAGGGGCGGGGAUACCAGACUUGAACCUGCUCACCAGCUGAGGCUGGAAAAACCGAGUGCUGCAGAAUUCUGGCCUCCGAAGGGUUUGAGCUGGGGAGAUAGCGUGGGCGUGGCCCUUAUCUGCACACGGACAGGAUGGACUGCUCCUAGGGCCUCUAUCAGUCACUCACUUUCUCGGGUUCCCCCUAUCUCGUGGGUAAGUUCUGGCCUCAGAACGAAGACCUUACUCGUCCACCAGCACGUACACGCGCGCCCUGCAUUAGUUGUUCAUAAAUCAGCCUUACGAUGGGCCGGACUGUGAUAGUACUUGGCGGAGGUAUCAGCGGAUUGGCCGCAAGUUAUCAUCUGAUCCGAGGCCCCAGUCCUCCUAAGGUGAUCUUAGUGGAGGGCAGCAAACGUUUGGGAGGAUGGAUCCGCUCAAUCCGAGGAUCAAAUGGUGCGAUCUUUGAACUUGGACCUCGAGGAAUUAGGCCGGCUGGAGCCCUGGGAGCCCGGACCCUGCUCCUGUUUCUCCUCUUCCUGAGGGCUUGUGGAGAGCAGGUUUCUGAACUUGGCUUGGAGUCUGAAGUCUUGCCUGUCCGAGGGGAUCACCCAGCUGCCCAGAACAGGUUCCUGUAUGUAGGCGGUACCCUGCACCCCCUACCCUCCGGCCUCAGGGGGCUACUCCGUCCUUCACCCCCCUUCUCAAAACCUCUGUUUUGGGCUGGGUUGAGGGAGUUGCUGAAGCCCAGGGGCAAAGAACCUGAUGAAACUGUGCACAGUUUUGCCCAGCGCCGCCUUGGACCUGAGGUGGCGUCUUUAGCCAUGGACAGUCUUUGCCGAGGAGUGUUUGCUGGCAACAGCCGUGAGCUCAGCAUCCGGUCCUGCUUUCCCAGUCUCUUCCAAGCUGAACAAACCCACCGGUCCAUAUUGCUGGGGCUGCUGCUGGGUGCAGGACAGAGUCCCCAGCCGGAUUCCUCACUAAUUCGACAGGCCCGGGCUGAGCGAUGGAGCCAGUGGUCACUCCGUGGAGGGCUGGAGGUGUUGCCCCAGGCCCUUCACAAUUACCUAGCAAGUAAAGGGGUCACUGUCCUCAGUGGGCAGCCAGUCUGCCGGCUCAGCCUUCAGCCAGAAGGGCGCUGGAAGGUGUCUCUAGGGGACAGCAGUCUGGAGGCUGACCACAUUAUAAGUGCCAUUCCAGCUUCAGAGCUCAGCAAGCUGCUCCCUGCCGAGGCUGCACCUCUAGCUCGAAUCCUGAGUACCAUCAAGGCAGUGUCUGUUGCUGUGGUUAAUCUGCAGUACCGAGGAGCUUGUCUGCCUGUCCAGGGAUUUGGGCAUUUGGUGCCAUCGUCAGAAGACCCAACUGUCCUGGGAAUUGUGUACGACUCGGUGGCUUUUCCUGAACAGGAUGGGAACCCCCCAGGCCUCCGAGUGACUGUGAUGUUGGGAGGUUACUGGCUACAGAAGCUAAAAGCUGAGGGCCACCAACUGUCUCCAGAGCUGUUCCAGCAACAAGCCCAGGAGGCAGCCGCCACACAGUUAGGACUGAAAGAACCACCAAGCCACUGCCUGGUCCAUCUACACAAGAACUGUAUCCCUCAGUAUACAAUAGGCCACUGGCAAAAACUAGACUCAGCUAUGCAAUUCCUGACGGCCCAGAGGUUGCCCCUGACUUUGGCUGGAGCCUCCUAUGAGGGGGUCGCUGUCAAUGACUGUAUAGAGAGUGGGCGCCAGGCAGCAGUUGCUGUCCUGGGCACAGAAUCUUAACAGCUGACAAGCCCCCUGCCCCCCCCCCAUUUCCUACUCAUGAAAGUAAAAGUUGGUAGAGCUUGGUUUGCUCUUUA
This is a messenger RNA of Mus caroli (Ryukyu mouse), 1867 nucleotides long. RefSeq names its product protoporphyrinogen oxidase (gene Ppox). Gene Ontology annotation, cellular component: mitochondrial inner membrane. Gene Ontology annotation, molecular function: protoporphyrinogen oxidase activity, oxygen as acceptor. Gene Ontology annotation, biological process: heme biosynthetic process. Lineage: Eukaryota; Metazoa; Chordata; Mammalia; Rodentia; Muridae. The record is from RefSeq and is a predicted model, not a curated record.